Messenger RNA from Chlamydomonas reinhardtii, 4060 nucleotides. RefSeq lists its product as uncharacterized. Bases 193 to 3081 code for a protein of 962 amino acids. The transcript has 15 exons. The record is from RefSeq and is a predicted model, not a curated record. Gene Ontology annotation, molecular function: metallopeptidase activity. NCBI's taxonomy places the organism in Eukaryota, Viridiplantae, Chlorophyta, Chlorophyceae, Chlamydomonadales, Chlamydomonadaceae.
AAGGUGUAGGAUAAGACAAUUCAUCGCGGAUCCACCCCUCCACACACGGUCUUGACGUUAGUUUUAUGUGGCGAGGCAACGUGUUUGCUAACCGCUGAGCCCGCGUGGGCAACGUAGAUUAACAAUAUCUGUGUACGGAUUCUGUGAACGCGAGUGAAAGGGCAUUGCUAGGGAGCGGCUGGGCGGGGCACCAUGGCGGGGAAGGACAGCGAGGGUUAUGAGCAAGCUGGAGGUGCCCAGCCAGGCGGCCGUUAUCGGGACCCGUGGGGCCUGAUUGCAGUCAUCGGCGUGUGCGUGCUGGCGAUUGGCUUCGGCAUCGGCUUUGGUGUGGGCUGGGGCGCCUGGGGUGCCGAGAACGGCAGCGGCGGCGCCAGCUGCCCAACCUCCGUCACCGUCACACCGGACGGCUCCAGCGGCGCCGACGUAGACCUCAUCCGGCCCUAUGAGCCCCUGUCUGCCGCCGUCAUCCGCGGCGGCAACGCCCCCGGCGGCGGCAGUCCGGAGGCGUUGCUGCGGCGCAAGGCGGCCACUGAGGCGGUGAUGGGCCCCGCGUUCCAGGUGAUCACGCACGCGGUGGCUGCGCUGUCGGGCACCAACGUGACUGUGGAGGGACACGUGAUGCAGUCCUUUGCGAUACGCGCCUACGCGGACAACCAGGACCUGCUGUCGCGCCUGUACUACGCCGCGCAGAGGCUGCAGGUAUCGCCCAAGUUCCUGGCGUCUCUGUCCGACAUCGCCUCCGCCUUCAUCGACAUCUUUAAUUACAUCCGCAAAGGCACAGCCGCAGGCUUCGCCACCUCGACAUCAACCAGCGGCCACCACCACCACCGCAGCCUGCAGCAAACGACCACCAGCAGCAGCAGCAGCAGCAGCACGGGCAGCCGCAGCGCCAGCAACCAGCCACUGCCAGAGCAGCUGCUGGCCGCGUUCCUCACGGCAGGCCUGCAGGCGCCCGAGCUGCAGGGCGCGCUGGGCGGGCUGAGCAGCAUGUACGGCGACGAUCUCGAUCAGUUGGUUCAGUUGGUGGUUGAUGUGUACGUCGCGGUCCGGGACCUCGCUACAAAGAUCCGGGGGUUGUCGGACGCGAUGCGCGCCGCCCAUCCCGACCCGCCCGUGCGCAACAACACGGCGACGCCGCAGACUGUCGGCGGCCUCAACACGACCCUCAAGGUGACUGUGUCCGUGCGCUCGCCCAAGGUGGAGUUUGUGGUGGAGGACGACGGCACCUCCGGCUCCGGCCGCCGGAUGCUGCAGUCGAACCCGGCGCUGCCCGCCGGCUUCAGCCCCAAGGGCCCCGCCGACCGGCCCGCGCUGCUCAUCCCCAUCGCCUUCCACAUCAUGCUGUACGACAACGGCGACGGCACGUGGGGCCCGCCCGACUACCAGAACGCCGCCUUCAUGGCCGAGCGCAUGGUGCAGGUGGCCAACUACCGCCUGGCGCCCGCCAAGAUCCAACUGUUUGUACGGGAGAUCCGCAACGACCCAACCGCCUGGCCGUACCUGCGCCACGCCAGCCACGAGGCGUACAACGACUGCGUGGCGGACGGCGCGUUCUACUACGACAAGUGCGGCGAGGGCAUCCUGAUCAACUCCAAUGCGGUGGACUUCCCGCGCACCCUCAACGUGUUUGUGGUGGGCGAUGACCCAGUUUGGACCGGAUACGCCUUCCCACCGGGCGCCAACGAUGAGGUGAUGUGGGGCCACAUCGGCCUGUCCUGGAAGACCUUCAGUGUGGCGGGCGUGAACAACCGCGCUGCGUUCGAGGGCGGCGCCGCCACCCUGGUGCACGAGCUGACACACCACAUGGGCAUGAUGCACACCUUCAACGACGCGCGCACCUGCGCCGACGCCGACGCGCCGCUGGUGACCGACACGCCCAUCGUGCUGGGCCCCGUGUGGGAGCAGACCCGGUGGGCCCAGCAGGCCGCCAUCGCCUGCAGCAAGUAUUGGAGCAGCACGCUGUCCGCCAACUACGACCGCGCCAACGCGCUGGCCGCGACGCGGGUGGGCGCGGUGGGCGCGGAGGUCGCCAACCCCGCGUUCGACUCCUGCCCGCAGCUGGCGGGCGUGGACGAGCUGGGCAACUACAUGACGUACAGCUACGACAUCUGCACGAUGGCGUUCGGCCACCUGAGCGAAACGCAGAUGGCAGCCAUGCACAGGGUCACCUUCGAGUCCAACCCCACGCAGUACAACUGGGCGCAGUACUACGCCGCAAAUCCGCCCGCCGGCUACACGCCCAUCUCCCUCACCACGCCCUCCCCCAGCCCCUCGCCCUCCCCCAGCCCCAAGCCCUCUCCCUCUCCUUCUCCCUCUCCCUCGCCUUCGCCCAGCCCCAGCGGCAGCGGAAGCAGCGGCACCACCGGCGGCUGCCGGUCGACGUCGGAGACCGGCUGCCCCUGCAAGGCCACGUGGGACUUCGGCACCGCCACCUGCAAGGACUGCGCCACGGCCGUGCCGGGCGCCGAGGCCCGCGGGUCCUGGUGCGCCGUGGAAACCGCCUCGGGCAACUGCGGCACGCUGCGCGCCGGCUGGUGGGGCUACUGCACACCCAGCUGCGGCUCCACGACAACCACCACUCCCUCGCCCUCGCCUUCCCCCUCCCCGUCGCCUGCUGCUUCAACCCCGCCGGAGUGCGGCGGCGGCGCUCCCACGCGGCGCGGCUGGGCCUGCACCACCGCCAGGUGGCAGCUGUCGGGCGACGCCACCAAAUACACAGGCUGCGCCAACCCCAACAACGACGUAAACGGCGCCUGGUGCCCUCUAAACAAAACGCAGGCGGCCGCGGCCGGCUUCGCCUGGGAUUACUGCCAGGUGGGCUGCCCCGGCGGCUCCGCCCCCGCCGCCGCGACCACCCCCACCAUGCCCAGGAAGAAGUGCAGCUCCGGCUACACGGGCCUGCUGGCGGGCUGCACGUGCGCCGCAUUGUACGACAUCAAGUUUGACGCGUACGGCACCUCGUACACCGGCAUGAGCGGCUGUACGGCGUACGACGAGUCGGGCGGCGAGGGCAUGUGCGUGCUGACGGGCUGCAACCGUGCCGCCAACAACGGGAAAUCCAACACGUGCGGCUGCUCGUAAGGCAGGAUGCAUGCGCACAUGGCUACACGGGUAUGGUAUUUAGUCAAAGCUUUUCGGGAAUGUUCCAUGUGUGUGAAGAGGGUCGGUGCUUGAUGCGUGAUAUGAUGCAUACCGUACAUGUGCGCCCGCUUGUGCCUGCUGCUCACUAGCUCCAGCCAUUCCGACCCAAGGUGCCAUGACCCACCAUCAGUGGCAGGAAGUGCGUGCCGUACGGUGAUAACCUCGAUGCAGCCAUUUUGUGCUGAGAGAUUGUAUGGUGUUGAAUUGGUGUGAUGCCGCGCAGCGGCUGUGGCGGGGCAUGCGCUGUGGCGCCAGGCCUUCUGGCCAAAUUGAUGGGGGCGUUACGUACUUUAUUUGUUGCAUAUGCGUGCGUACGUGCGGUCGUGCGAUCCUGUCUUUGUCGCGGGCUUACCGGACAUACAGGCAGCCUGGGCGCAAACGGAAACACAGAAUACAGCAGCAGUUGCUGGCUCUCGUUGCAAGAUACAAGGGCGCAAUGUGCGCGUGGACGGCCCUUCUGGAUGACUCCUUUUGUGUGGUUCUAGUUACGUGCGCAACACGCAUGUGUGAUGGCGGUAGAAGUGGUGGUGCUAAGCGGACGGCAUUCAUGCGUGCGCCAUACAUGAGGGCAUGUUUGUGUUGUUCGAGUGCGUGCGAUGCCAAAGCUGCAGGAUUAUUGCGUGGUCAACUGUUGGGUGGAUAAUAAAGCUGGCUUGAAAACGGAGGGCGGCAAGGGGUGUCGCUGGAUGACACGGCACACGUGUGAUCGUACGUUUGGCAUGCGGCCGACUUGAUUGCAGCCGCGGUGCCGGCGGCGCGGAUGAGGCAUAUACACGGUACCGGUACUGCAGUAGGCGCACGCACGUAGGACAGUUGCACGAACGAAGACACAUCCGUAGGAGUUAUGUACCGAAUGUGGCUUAGAACUACUGCGUUCCGCCUACAGGAAGGAUGAAAGGGGCGGGAAAGGGGCGGGAAA